GCCAUAAACCCUUACCGCAUCUUCUUCCAAACGACGACGUCUUGCCUCAAACCUUAUUGCGUUUCCUUCGAACCUUCUUAGUUUCAUCCUCUCCAAACCGUGGUCGAACCAUCUCCAAACUCGCUAUCGCUUGCCCUCGGCAUAUGAUUGUGUGCACCUCGUGGCCUUGCCUUCCUCACUGUCCGUUCCUCGCCGCCGUUUCCCGCCGCAAAUUGAGCUGUUUGGAUGAAGAUGUCAUUGGUUCUACCUCUCUUGACAAGGCGAGGAUUCAGCACAAGCUCUGAGAACCUUGUUGCUUCUGUGCUCCUUGAGAGACUGCCAGGGGUCAUUCCGAAAAUUGAUCCUGUAGUUUACGCAUUUCAAGAAUUCUUGUAACGGCAACAAUAUCAACACAGAUAUCCUGAUGAAUUUCUAGACAAAUCUGAAGCAAGGGGAAAAGGGGAUUAUCAGAUUGACUAUGUGCCAGCACCACGAUUCACUGAAGCUGACAAAAACAAUGAUAAAAUGUCAUUACAAAGAGCGCCUGUGUGGCAUUUUCCUGAGAAAGUUUAUGAAUCUGAGGACACCAUGCUCGAGUGUGCAGAAUCUGCUUUGGAGUCAAUCAUAGGAGAUCUUUCUAGUACAUAUUUUGUUGGAAACGCUCCAAUGGGCCAUAUGGUUGUUCAGCCUACAGAAGACCAGUCUGGAUCCACAUCUUAUAAGAGAUUCUUCUUCAAAUCUCAAGUAAUUGCUAAAAACAAGUUCAACAUUGCAAAGUGUGAGGAUUUUGUCUGGGUGACAAAGGAUGAAUUGAUGGAGUAUUUUCCUGAGCAAGCUGAAUUUUUUAACAAGAUGAUCAUUAACUGAUGACAAUGGAGGACAUUUGUUUUGUUGAAACACUUGCAAAUUAUCACAGAAUGGUUGUGAAUAACCUUGAAAGAACAUCAAACUACCAUAAUGUUUCAGGGCACAUCUCGAUUUAAAGUUUGGAUAUCUAUCUUUCCAGUUCAACAAAUCUUGUUUUUUAAUUUCAAAGUAAAUUGUUUUUCUGCCUUC
Molecule: messenger RNA, 1035 nt
Organism: Vigna umbellata (rice bean)
Lineage: Eukaryota; Viridiplantae; Streptophyta; Magnoliopsida; Fabales; Fabaceae
Source: RefSeq, a predicted model, not a curated record